This is a messenger RNA of Trypanosoma conorhini, 345 nucleotides long. RefSeq lists its product as uncharacterized. The coding region runs from base 1 to 345 and encodes 114 amino acids. The transcript has a single exon. Lineage: Eukaryota; Euglenozoa; Kinetoplastea; Trypanosomatida; Trypanosomatidae. The record is from RefSeq and is a predicted model, not a curated record.
AUGUCUUCUUUUCACCAGGACGCGAGUCUCAAUGGAUCGCGGGUGUCCACGUCGGAUCCCACGGAGUUGCAGAAUGUGGAGAAGCGGAUUGCGCAAAGGCGCGGCGCGCUCCCGGACAUGCCCCUCCCAGAUGUCUCUGGGGGGAUCCCUGUCUCCAAGAACAGCUCCUUUGCUGAGGCCGCCGUGGUGUCGGAUCCCCAGCGAUGGAAUCACCGUUUCACCGGGAUCUUUACCGACCACGUAUUAAAUGAGCCUUCAAAGGAGGAAUUGUUGACGUCGGUAGAGCGGAAGGCAGAUAAGCCGCGGACACCUGAAAUCAAGUGUUGCUCUUUGUUUUUCAACUAG